This is a messenger RNA of Cryptomeria japonica (Japanese cedar), 1198 nucleotides long. Its product is annotated as flavonol synthase 1. The record is from RefSeq and is a predicted model, not a curated record. Bases 42 to 1061 code for a protein of 339 amino acids. The transcript has 3 exons. Lineage: Eukaryota; Viridiplantae; Streptophyta; Pinopsida; Cupressales; Cupressaceae.
CAAUCCUCUGUAAUUCAAUAAAAUAAACAAGCUGAGAAAGAAUGGCGGCUGUUAGAGUGCAAUCCCUGGCGGGAAGUGGGAUGGAGAGCAUACCAGCUGAGUUCAUAAGGCCACUACACGAGAGGCCCGGGGCCAACACAGACGGCCCUUCUGUGAAAGUUCCACUCAUAGAUAUCGCCAAUUUAAGUGGUACUACACACCAGGGCCUCCGGGAAAAGACCAUAGCAGACAUAGGAAAUGCUGCUAGUGAAUGGGGUCUUUUCCAGGUGGUGAAUCAUGGAACUUCAGAAGAACUCAUCCAACGCCUUCAGGGCGUUGGGAAGGAGUUUUUUGAUCUUCCGCAGGAGGAAAAGGAGAAGUAUUCUAACAAUUCUGCGGUGGGUAUUAUGGAGGGCUAUGGCACCAAGCUGGCCCAUAAUAUUGAUGGAAAGCUGGAGUGGAUUGACUACUAUUUGCAUAUGUUGUGGCCUCCUUCCAGACGUGACUUCAAAACCUGGCCUCGCCAUCCUUCCUCUUACAUAGAGGUGAAUGAUGAAUAUGCUAGGGCGCUUUUACAAGUGGUGAACAAGUUGCUUUCAGCUUUGUCUCUUUAUCUUGGUGUGGAAGAACAUGCCAUGAAAGAAGAACUUGGUGGUGAAGAUUUGGAGAUGGAGAUGAAAAUAAAUUACUAUCCACCAUGUCCCCAACCAGAACUUGCUUUGGGAGUAGAACCCCACACCGACAUGAGUUCAUUAACCCUUCUUGUGCCCAAUGAAGUUCCAGGUCUACAAGUGCAUAAAGAUGGUCAUUGGGUUGGUGUAGAGUAUGUUCCCAAUGCUAUCAUUGUCCACAUUGGAGACCAAUUAGAGGUUUUGAGCAAUGGAAAGUACAAGAGUGUUUUGCAUCGAAGUGUGGUGAGCAAGGACAAAGUGAGAAUGUCAUGGCCAGUAUUUUGCACUCCUCCUCCUAAUAAAAUUAUUGGCCCAAUGAAAGAUUUGAUUCAUGACAAAAAUCCUCCCUUAUAUAAUGCUAAGACUUAUGCAGAGUUUAAGCAUCGCAAGAUUAACAAGCUGGAACAAUAAAAGUAAAUCUUCCAAUUGCUUUGACAUUUAUUCCCAUCUCAUUGUCAAUGCCAAAAGGUGAAUAAAAUUACAAUAUUCAACAAGGUGUAUUAUUCAUUUUGAAUUGAAUUAUCACUAUGAAAAGUUUGAUUUGUUUA